Molecule: messenger RNA, 714 nt
Organism: Raphanus sativus (radish)
Lineage: Eukaryota; Viridiplantae; Streptophyta; Magnoliopsida; Brassicales; Brassicaceae
Exons: 2
Coding region: 1-714 (237 amino acids)
Source: RefSeq, a predicted model, not a curated record
AUGGAGCCCUCCUCAAUAUGUUCCUCAGCUAUCUCGAUCAUCUCCAAACAGAUGGAAUCAAUGUCAAUGACAAAUGGUGUUCUCCGUCGUACCAAAACGAUUCCACAGUCUAGAUAUUCUCCUUACAGUUCGGGCAGUACUAGUUUAAGCAAGCAGAAGGAGAAGCAAAAAGAAGAGGCUAUACGACUUGGAACUGAGCUCUCAAUCUUUGUGGCUGAAGCAACGUUCCUAUUAUCUAAUGACAUAUAUUCUGCGGUUUCGUUUGGUUGCUGGCUAUGCAAGAACGUAGGGAACGAAAACUACGAAGGUCCGGUAGUGGGGAGGCUGUCUUGUGUUUUCCUUCACGUGUUUGAAACAUAUAUCUUAUCCAAAAUGGAAGCGUGGUGUCACGAUGGUGAUAAUUCAAAGCAAUGGGAACUAAUCACUGCGUCUACCCAGCAUUUUUCUUUUACCGUCGAAGCUUUGGAUCGCAUUGUAUCGGUUCUCAAGAAUGGUGAAGUAGUGAAACCGUCUUGUCUUGAAUACUACAACCAAGAAAUGAAGAACCUAGAGGAGAAGUUGAGGUCUGCCAAGCAUGUUUCACAGGCUAAUGGGUUUGAGAUGAAUGCUAUAAAGGCUACAGUUCCGCAGAUGUGGAUGUCACUAUUUCAAGCAACACCCCAGGGGAUAAACCCUAAAAUAAGCUCCAAUAUGUCAGAGAACUACCCAAGAUGA